Messenger RNA from Erinaceus europaeus (western European hedgehog), 1736 nucleotides. Its product is annotated as GTPase IMAP family member 1. Gene Ontology annotation, cellular component: endoplasmic reticulum. NCBI's taxonomy places the organism in Eukaryota, Metazoa, Chordata, Mammalia, Eulipotyphla, Erinaceidae. The coding region runs from base 482 to 1468 and encodes 328 amino acids. Gene Ontology annotation, molecular function: GTP binding. The record is from RefSeq and is a predicted model, not a curated record. The transcript is spliced from 3 exons.
AGCACAGGCUGCUGCACUCUAGCCCAGGGGAGCCUCUGAGCCUUGGGCUUCUUCUCCAAGCAGCUCAGAGCCUGUCCAGACAGAGGGAGCCACACAGGGGAGGGGCAGGGGAGAGGGAAUUGCCACCUGGCCCAGGAACGGGCCCCACCCAGAGCGUCUGCUUCCCUUGCACCUGCAUUCCACCAGCCUCAGACCCUGUGCGACCUAACACCCUGAGGAGGGCCCUUCAGUCACGGUUCUCCAGCUGCUGUCCCGAGCACAGACUCGCCUGGGCAGCUGAUCCUGGACCUUCCUACAGGCAUAGAGGAAGGGUCACAGUCCGCCCUCUGCUUUGUGCAUCAGGAGCCUCUGAAAACAAAACGCAGCGGCCAGCUGCCUUACAGGCCAGACCUUUCCCACGUUCCUCACAGGAGCCGGGUGCUCAGAGGACUCUCCCUGUGAUUCGCCCUCUGUGCUUGGCCACUGCAGGGGGACGUCCUUCAUGGACAGGUGGAUGGACCGAUGGACGAAUGACAACAGCGUUUCUGGAACCUUCCGGAGAAGCAUGGAGGACAAGAAGGUGGCAGGAGAUGAAGAAAGUGCCUAUGGCUCUGAGGACGCCUCCCUGUGGCCCCAGGGGCCCCCUCUGCGGCUCAUCCUGGUGGGCAGGACAGGCGCGGGCAAGAGCGCCACCGGGAACAGCCUGCUGGGCCGCCCGGCCUUCACGUCGCGGCUGAGCCCCGUCCCGGUGACCCGCACCUGCGGCGUGGCCUCGGGCAGCUGGGCCGGGCGGGCCCUGGACGUGCUGGACACGCCGGACCUGCUGGGCCCCGGGGCCCCGCGCGCAGAGCCGGGCCGCACGGAGCGCGCGCGCUGCUACCUGCUGUCGGCGCCCGGACCGCACGCGCUGCUGCUGGUCACGCAGCUCGGCCGCUUCACUGCGCAGGACGAGCGCGCCGUGCGGGCGCUACAGGCGCUGUUCGGGCCGGGCGCGCUGGACCGCACCGUCGUGGUCUUCACCCGCGCCGAGGACCUGGGCGGCGGCAGCCUGCGCGACUACGUGCGGGGCUGCGACAACCGCGCGCUGCGGGAGCUGGUGGCGGCCUGCGGGGGCCGCGUGUGCGGCCUGGACAACCGCGCCCCCGAGCCCGUGCGCCGCGCGCAGGUGGGCGAGCUGCUGGCGCAGGUGGGCGCGGUGCUGCGGGAGCACGGGGGCGCGCCCCUCUCCAACGCGGGCUACCGCCUGGCCGGCACCCUGCGGGACCGAGCCCCCCCCGAGGAGCGGCUGCGGGCGCUGGCCGACCACCUGGCCGCCGCCAUGGACCCGCCCUGGGCGCGCCGGCUGCCCUCCGCGCUGCUGCGGCUCUGGGCGGAGGCGCUGGGCACCCGCGGGCGGCGGGGUCUGGCCGUGCUGCUGGGGGCCGCCCUGCUGCUCUACCUGCUGCUCCGCGCCCGCCAGCCCGCAGCUCUGGAGGGAGACGCGCAGUGAGGCCGCGGGCUGAGCCGCGGGGGACUGAGGACUGGUGCCCAGAGAGCGAGCCGGGCUUCCAGCCGGAGGAUCCUGUGGAGCCGUGGUGGGCACCGGCUAGAGCGCGCAUUGCUGUGCACGGGGACACGGGUUCAAGCCCCGGGUCCUCGCCUACAGGGAGGAAGCCUCGUGAAUGGAGAAACGGGAUUCCAGCUGUUCCUCCCUCUCCUGCUCUCCUCUCAAUUUUUCUGUCUCCCUCUAAAAUAAAAGAUUGAUCUUUCAAAAAAGA